Messenger RNA from Chara braunii, 3478 nucleotides. The record is from the annotation of a GenBank genome assembly. Lineage: Eukaryota; Viridiplantae; Streptophyta; Charophyceae; Charales; Characeae.
CUGCGUUGUUGAAAUGGACCGAAGAGGAGAAGAUGGACCACCUGGGACAGCAUGUGUCUUUGAGCCUAGGACGUGACAUAAUGGCCAUCGUGGCCGCGAGCCGGUCUUGGAAAGAAACCCGGGAUGUGAUGAUGAGAAAGUACCUGGCAGCAGAGAAGAUGGGAACGGAGGCCGAUUUAGCGACAGUCCAGAGAAAGAACUUCGCGACGUACAAUGACUUCCUACGAGAAUUUACUUUGGUAGCACUAAGAAUCCCCGGGGUUACGGACCGAAUAAUGAGUAAGUACUUCCUCAGACAGUUCUCCAAGUUCGACAAGGACAAGAUCCUGUCAGCUUACCAACAAACGAGCAAAUUUAUAAACACUAGGGAUGUUGAUUUCAGUACGGUAACGGAUCUGGCCGAAAAGACGGUAGUGACCGAGACAUUGGCCUUGCUUAAGGAAGAAGCCGAACCGGUGGGCGACAUCAUCUGGGAUCAACGCCAGGGGCGCGGGCCGCAUGUCAAUUUUAUUUUGGAAAACGACGGACGUGAUAGGGUGAACGCGACUACUCGGCUAGGAACGGCUGUGAGAAGGAUUAACCGCGACACCGUGAUGGAGGAGGUUGCUGGAAGUUCGGAACCCCAGGCAGAGCCUAAGGCCGAGGAACCGGAGAAGGUCUAUGGGAAACCCAGGGAAGAGGAGCCUACCGACAAAGUUACCGCUGCCAAGAAGAAGUUUAGGUACCAAAUCCCGAUCUUAUCCUUGCCGGAAAUCGACGACACCAUUAGCAAGUUACUAGGAACCAUGGUGUCGGUGUCUUUUCAGACUAUGCUGCAGGCUAGCCCUAGGUUGCUCAAAGGGCUUAGACAACUGUUGACCCGGCGGCGAGUAGAAAUAGGCGACAACCCCGAGUUACCAGAAGGGGAGAGGGAGGAGGAGGUUCCGCAAGAAGUGGCUAACCAGCAGAGGAGUCGCGGGGACUUGGAGGAUCUCGAGAACGCUUUUGCGGACAUUCGUUUGAGUUUGCCCGACCGAGAGGGCGGCGAGGUCAUGAGGUCACCACACGGGACAAAGCUUAGCUUUCAUGCAUUGCCCGUAGGAAAGCUGAAAAUCCAGAUCGGGACUCGUCAUACCAAUGCAUUAGUAGACGAGGGAGCAGAAAUCACUCUCAUAAGAAGAGAUUUCGCAACGAUCACGGGGUGUACGGUAAACAAGGAAGUAACGGGAAGCAUCCGGGGGGCUGGCGGGGAAAUACUGUUCGCUGGGUACGUCACGAAGUGUGCUGUAAAGGUAGGGGUCAGGGAGUCGAUUGGGUCGUUUCAGCGGAUGACCGUAAUGGAGGGAAUGGACCACGACAUAAUCCUCGCAAGACCGUGGUGCGCGAACGUGGAGAUGAUAGGCAUGCACUUGCACGAUGGCUCAUACAUGGUAGACAUAGAGGACCCUGUGACUGGCCGGGGAACGCUCCUCCGACUCCUUGGAACGGGAGGCCCCGAAAGGGGAAAUUGGCAACAUGGUCGCCGUCGUUCGAAGAUAGCACGCGGAAAGGGGCUUUCGCACGGGUGGAGGGACAUGUUCCCAGAAAACUGUGAACCUUACAUCGAUGACAAUCCGAUCAAAGGCGCGCAGGAGAAGGAUGAGACGGAAGUCCAUCAAGGGAUCCGACGUUUUGUGUGGGACCACCUGCAGGACAUCAAGGACUUACUCCGACGGUUCCUAGUAUACAGCAUUACGGCUAGUGGACCGAAGAGUAUCCUAGCAGUACCGGAGGUAACUAUACUAGGAUUUCGUUGCGGAGCUUACGGCAGGAAGCCGGACCCGGCAAAAACCGACAAGAUAUCACAAUGGCCGACACCGUUGCGCACGACAACGGAGGUAAGGGCAUUCCUAGGCGUAGUCGGCUUUUGGAGGAUCUUCAUUAAGAACUUUGCCAAAAUUGUUGAGCCUAUCCGGGCUAUGAUCAGGGAAGAAGAAGCCAUGGAUUGGACGGAGGAGCGAGGAGCUGUCCAAAGGCUCAAGGACAUAUUGACAUCUGAGACAGUCGCCCUGUCCGCGCCUUGUUUUAAUGACGAAGUGGGACGACCCUUCGUCCUAGAGACGGAUGGAGGACCUUUGGUCGUAGGAGGUGUGUUGAUUCAAAGGGAUGAGGGAGGAAAAGAGAGGCCGAUUAGGUUCGAAAGUAGAACCCUGAACUCCGCAGAACGGCGGUACUCGCAAUUCAAGAAGGAAGUCCUAGCCAUCCUGCAUUGCCUUAAGACCUUCCAGGCCUACCUAUUCGGGAGGCGGUUCAUCUUAAGGAUCGAUCCGUCGAAUGUCACAGGGGCUCUAAAGAAUUACAGGCCUAUAGAUCCGACGUUAGGGAGAUGGGUAGGAUUCAUCUGGCAAUUCGAUUACAAGAUCGAACGGAUUGCUGGAAUCCGCAACAAGGCAGAUGGGUUGAGUCGGGUUUGCAUCACUCCCGAAGGGAUGGAGGAUGCAGAGCCCAUAGACGCCUUCCUCAAAUACGAAGGAGGGACUCUCGCGGUGGAUAACGAAAUGAUGAGCGAGGGAUGCAUAUCGGGAGAACUAUUGAUCCUGACUUUGGAGAAGGGAGCACCUGCCAUAGUAGCAGAACUUAGAGAAGGACCAGUUACCACUCGGGGACGCAGAGAAGAAAAAGACUCAUGGGGAGCGAUGGUAGGACCGAAAGAGGAACUAAUGGCAAUGGCGGUCGAGGGAGGCCGGGAGGCAGUGAUGAGCUUAGUGGAAUCUUGGGAAAGGAAAGAGUUGCAAUGGGUGGUAAACCAGAUGCAGGAAGGAAAGGAUGGCGGCCAGGAAGGAGAGGAGUUUUUCUAUGUCCAAUCAUACGGAGGGUUCUUUCGGGAGAUCAGGUUGUUGUUGGUAGGAAACAAACAACCUACGGAAGUCAGUAUUAAAGCAAGAGAAAAAGCCGAAAGGUACGUCCUAAGGGGCGGGCAUUUGUUCCGAAGGGAGGAAGGUGCUGUGCCCAGAAGGGUUGUGUGCGGAAGAUCUAGGCAAGUAGACGUUAUCCAGGCAAUGCACGACGGGCUAGCUGGAGGUCAUCGGUCGUCCAAAGGAACACUUGCAAAGAUAACACCGCUCUAUUAUUGGCUAGGCAUGGCAGGCAUGAUCGCCAUAUACUGCCAGACUUGCCUUAUUUGCCAAGAACGAAGCUCGAUGCGGGUCUUCGAGCCGCUUAGACCAACGCGGGUGCUAGGGCCGGGACAUCUGGUCCACCUCGACCUUGCGGUCAUGCCUGUAUCAACGGAUGGGUACAGGUAUAUCCUGGAUGCGCGAGACAACUUGAGUGGGUUCGUGGAGGCAGUCGCCCUCAAAAAAAAGAUAGGGAGGAGUGUGGCGGACUGGAUAGAAGACUUAUACUUAAGGCAUCCGUUCGUCAGGAGGUUUAUAGCAGACAAUGGGACGGACUUUGUGAACCAAGAAGUAUUGGGGGAUGCUUAAGAGACUCUGCGUUCCAAUCAAACUCAUCGAGCCGU